AUGACACAUAAUGAAAACGAUCUAAAUAAAAAUGUAGAAAUUUCUCAUUUACAAGACGAUAAUGAGAUAAAUGAUUCUUCUUCGACAUCCUCCUCAUUAAUUUUUAAUGUAAACUCUUCAGCAAAUAAAACAAAUAAUAACAAAUUAUUCAUAAGUGAAUCAACUUCCAUUUCUUCAGAGAGUUCAGAGGAUGAUGAAUACGAUUCACCGUCAAGAGAAUCAUAUGAGAAUAGAUAUAUCCAACUUUCAACAAAUAUUGCAUUAGAUUUCUUGUCGACCUCUGAUCAACCUAAUGUGUCAUCUUUUGACGCCGUUUCACUCCUUGUUUACAAGACUACAAGACUAAUCGUCUUAUAUUGUUUAAUUGCUUCUAUAUACGUCGCAUUUUACUUAAGGCUAGAAUCUGGCUUAAACCUCUGGGACACAUUUAACGUCGUAAAGUUUGGCAUGAUUGUCAUCAUUGCCAUUCAAUUAUUGAUGUUUCAAUUUUCACCUAUAAGUGAUGUUAGAGACCAUUUACAAAGUCACCUGUUAUUUGUUGUGAGUGGUUCUAUCGUCAUAAGUUUACUUUUUUUAACGUUCGCCGGAAAAGUUUUUGAUGCUCACAAAGUAGAUCAACGUGCUUUGUUAAGGAAGGAUCGCGAGAAUUCAAAAAAAUUGGCUUAUGAACGUUUCAUUGAAAGAAGGCAGUCUUAUCUUCACACAAUCUCUGACCAAUUGUGUCAAACUACUGAUUUGGCAAAAAAUAUUUUAAACCAAUUAUCUCCUCCUCAUUUCCUAUUCAAACCACAUGAACAAUUAUCAGCUUGUUCAAUUCCAAUUCCCACUGUUUCUAUAAGUGCUAUUUACAAUAUUUUAAGGGACGUAGAUUAUAUGUCUACCCAUUUGGGAACCUUUUUAUUUUUAUUACAUUCAGAAAAUCUUGACCAAGAAACUUCUCACGUUAAACAAGAGUUUGAUAUUGGUGAGAUAAUACAACACAUUGGUGAUGUCCUUGCUGGUGACAUGUGCAAAGCCAAAGUUGAAUUGGUUAUUUAUCAUGUGGAUUAUGGUUUAAAUCAUUUGAACGUCAUCGGUGAUCGAGCUGCUUUAAGCCAUUCUCUCUUGGAUCUUCUUAACUACAUAAUUGGUAGUGCUAGUCCUGGAGAUUGCAUAGAGUUAGGACUUCAAAUCCGUUCAUCAGAUGAGUCGGAGGUAUCUGAAAAAGAACGGACGAUUAAUCCGCAUGACAAAGUCACUUGUAUUAUAGAAAUCGUACACAUUGCGGGAGCUAAUCUGUCAAAAGAGUCCAAUCGCAACAAAUCCGUUAUUCCUAAUGCAAAUUUGACUCAUAAACUUUUAAGUUUUUUGGGGGUUGAUAUAAAGAUGGAGUCAAAAGGAAAUUCGCAACGACUCGAGAUCACAAUUGAGCUAGAGGCAGGAUCACCUCUUGCACCACCUAAUGUACCCAACGUUCAUGAAGAAAUUCUUCGGCGAUAUCCUCAUCUAAGAAUAACUGGAGAACCUUCUAUGGAAGAACUCAUCAAAACCUCAAGAAAUAUGAGAGGUCAAAGAGUCGCUUUACAUGCUACAAGCAAAAGUUAUUUUGCUCAACGUAUUACGAGUUGUUUGACUACGUGGGGCACUGAUAUUUCGCAUGUACCUAUAGGCGGAGAAGAAAGUAUUGAAACACCUCAAUCGAUUUCUCCUUUAGAAUCUGGAGCUGGUACUCCGCAACCAUCGGAAGAUCAUCAAAAUCAUGAUGAAUUGCAACAAUCAUCAAGUGCAAAUUUUCCACCUACCUUUAUAAUCAUUGAUGACGAUAUCGAUACGCUAAAGAAACAACUUAUUCAGCUGCAAAAAGCACCAUUCCAAUUAAAAGUUCGGAAUAAACAGCAAGGUCCAACAUCAUCUUCUCCAUCACAAACUACAGCUGUAAUUCAUUUCACAUCACUUGUAAACUAUAAAUCGGUAAAGGAUGCUGUUCAAUAUAUUAUUUCAUCACCGCCAACUACAAGUAGCUUUAGUUUACCACAAGUUUUAGUCAUACCUAAGCCGGCCGGUCCGAGACGUUUUUUAACUGCGCUUCAUACGACCAUUAAUAAAAUCGUGGUUGAUCCAGUUUAUAUGCCUAUAGCCACGUCACCUAUGAGCCCAGGCAAACAAUAUUCAAAUCCAAUAAAUUUGGAUCACGAUGAAUCUACGUUUAUAAAAUCAUCUGGAACUUACUUCCCAGAUGCCAUAUGUCAACCUUGUACACCUUCAACAACGGUCCCUACAAAUAAUCCACUAAGUCCAACAAAUAUUUUGCAACGCACCAACAACAUAAACAACGGGGUGAAAAUUAUUCCAAGGACAAGAAAUCCUGAAAUUCAUGACAAAAUAAUUAUGGGAUGUAGUAGUGUACCUUCAAAUUCUCCUCACGUUACAACCCCAACUACUGUAAGUUUCCCAACGACUGGGGUAAUUUCCGGAUCUCCAAUCGGUGCCGGUGGUCAUGGAAUUGCUAGUGGGAUGUUGGGUACAAGUGCCAGCGUAAAACAACCUUCAUCGCCCCCUCCGUCAUCUCCUUCAGUAAAAAAUCAACCCCCACCUUCCCGUCGUAUCAGAAAUAGAACAUCGAAGCCGAAAAAUGCCGAUACUGUAAUACCGCCAAUCAAUGUCUUGAUCGUUGAAGAUAAUCCCAUCAAUCAAACAAUUUUGUCAACGUUUAUGAGAAAGAAGAAGAUUCAGUAUGAAUGUGCAUCUAACGGGAAAGAAGCUGUAGAAAAAUGGCAAACUGGAGGAUUUCAUUUAGUUUUGAUGGAUAUUCAAUUACCUGUAAUGGAUGGAAUUGAAGCAACUAAGACGAUAAGACGUUUAGAGAAAUCACAGAAAAUAGCUGACUUACCUGUUAUUAUCGUGGCACUCACCGCUUCGUCAUUAUCAUCCGACAGGCAGAAUGCAUUAGCAGCAGGUUGUAAUGAUUUUCUAACCAAACCAGUGAGCUUGGAAUGGUUGGAAAGAAAGAUUCGAGAAUGGGGAUGUAUGCAGGCAUUAAUUGAUUUUGAAGGUUGGAAGAAAAGGAAGAGAAACGGAGAUGAACAAGGAAUUAAGGACAAAAAGGUCGAAUCAACAAGUAAUGUUGCUGUUCCUGGGGAAAAGAAUAACGCCGAUAAUCCUAGAAAGGGCGGUGACAGUUCAUCUAAAUAUUUAAAACAAAAAAACACACAGGAUGAUAAUACCUCAAAUGGAACAGAUUCAUUAAUUAAACUAUCUCUACCAAUAGUCAUAAAACCAAGUUCAAAACCAAGUUCCCACGUAUGUUCGAUGAAGAUCCAAUCUAAUACCAACGAAUCCAUUAUCGAUUCUAAUGUAGAAUCUAAUAAGACAAACGAUGUUUGCCCAACAUCUACAGUAAACAACAUGAAAAAUAAUUUAAUUAGCAACAAUUUUUUAUCAUUAACGACCACUCCAAUCUCACCUACGACAAAUUCCAUAAAUGAAUCGUCCUCACAACCUUCAACACCAUUAUCAACAUCAGCCCCUCCAAAUAUAGUAAGGAAGAGGGGAAAUACUGUUUCUUCGAUAACUAGUGUAAAUGUGAGCGUCUUUGACGGAAAGUGA
Funneliformis geosporum is the source of this 3585-nucleotide messenger RNA. Lineage: Eukaryota; Fungi; Glomeromycota; Glomeromycetes; Glomerales; Glomeraceae. The record is from the annotation of a GenBank genome assembly.